AUGGAUUUCACCCCCUCCAUGUUGGCGUUGCGGGAUUUGAUUAACAAUGCUGAGAUGCUUGAUCUUCCACUUCAGGGUAGGACGUUUACUUGGCAAAAUUCAUAUUCAAGAUCUCGAAUUGAUAGGUGUUUAGUUUCGGCUUCAUCUAUUGAUGCGUGGUGGAAACAUGAGGAGUUUAAAAGAUUUGGUAAAGAGAGCUGGAAUGACAUUUGUUUGACUUCUUCGAAUCUCAUUCAGAGAUUAAAAGAGUUGAGGCUUCGAAUCAAAACAUGGAACUCGGAGGUGUUUGGCGAUCAAGCUAAACAUAUCAAAGAACUGUCGAAGAAGAUUUUGAUGAAGCAUAUUGCAGGGAUGCAGGUAUUAUAUAUGAAGAGGAGAAGCAGGAGUUGUCUAGUCUCAGAGAGGAGCUGUGAACAGCUGAGAAGUGGUUCAAAUCUCUUUGAGUUCAGAAAUCAAGAUAAAAAUGGAAUACUGCAUGUGAUAGAAAUACAAAGUUUUUCCACAGCAUGGCUUCAGUUCACUAUAGAAACAAUUUUAUUUCUUCGAUCCAAUUUGAAGAUUUCAUUUAUACAGAGCCUAAGGAUAUCAUAUUUUAUAUUAGAGAGUUCUAUAAGAGUUUAUAUAGUAGAGGGGACUGCAUCCGGUUUGAUAUUACAGGUCUGCGAUGUAGCCGUUUGUUACCGGCAAAGAGUGAUUCGUAGGUCACGACAUUCUCAGAGGUGGAAAUUUUUGUUGCUAUCUGUUAUUGUGGGGAGAAGAAAGCUCCAAUGUCUGAUGGGUUUAUCUUUUGGUAUUAACACAUCCUUUAUGGUUCUUGUUCCCAAGGUGGCAGGUUCAGCCAAUAUAAAGGAUUAUAGACCUAUUGGUCUUGUUAACGGUUUCUUCAAAUUAUUAUCGAAGACUCUUUCGAGGACGUUAGCACCGCUGAUGUCCAAAGUAGUGUCUGAAAAUCAACACGCUUUUCUUAAAGCUUCGAGGAAUAAAGUGAAAUUGCUUGUUCUAAAACUUGAUUUCCAGAAGGCUUUUGAUAGCAUUGAUUGGAGUUACUUGUUAUCUGUUAUGAGUUGGGGGGUGCGUCAAAGAGACCCUAUUUCUCUGUGUCUAUUUGUCAUAGCGGUGGAGGGUUUGAAGCGCUUGCUUGAUAGAUCUAUGGAAUUGGGGCUAACUCAUAGAUUUUCUUAUGCUGACAAUCAGGAUCCUAUCUCGAUUCUUCAAUUCAUGGAUGAUACCAUUUUAUAUGUUCCUUAUGACAUUGAUUAUCUGAAGAAUUUGACUCGUAUUGUUAGAUGUUUUGAGCUAAUCUCGGGUCUUACUAUCAACUUUCAUAAGAGAUCUAUUAUGGGAAUUUAUACUAGCGAGAUGCAUUUAUUGAUAGCUGGGGAGGUAGUUGGUUGCAGGAUUGAUGCAUUUGCGAUAAGCAGGUUAUUUCUUAUCAAAUCUGUGCUUUUUAGUGUUCCCGUGUAUUUUAUGUCUAAUUUUAGUAUGCCGCGAGCAAUUCAGUCUCAACUAGAGUCAUACCUUAUGCGUUUUCUAUGGAAAGGAGAUGUUUAUUCUCGGGUUAUUAGUAAAAUCUCGUUGAGGGUGGUUUGCCAAGAUUUUAAAAGUGGUGGGUUAGUCAUUUUGAGUUGCUCUAAUGGGGUUGAUUGGGAUUUUCUAAAUAACGAGGAUAUUAAAAAGUUGUCGUUUAUUUGGAAAAACAUUAGAAGAACCUGUUGCAUUGAACAAAGAGUUUGGUCAAUUUUUGUUACGAAUAUAAAUAUCAAGGUUGGUAAGGGAGAUUCUAUCUCGCUUUGGCAUGAUUCUUGGACGAAUGAUGGACUGGAUGUUUUAUUCCCUCAGAUUUUUCAACUCUCAAACCAAAAGCAUGCUUCUAUUAAUGUUAUUUGGAAUGAGGGGUGGCGUUGGAGGCGGCAUUUAAGAGGUAGCAAACUGUUGUUGUUUAUUAAUUUACAGGCAGCUUUUAAUGUUUUAGUGCCUAGGUUAGAAAGGUUGGAUGAGGUUAUUUGGAAUGAUAAAACAGGCAUUUACUCUCCGAGUGCUUUGUGCAAGCUAUUUUCAACUAACAAUAGGGCUACAGUUCCAAUGGAUCAUCACCACAAUGGUGAGGUUAGAACAACUUCAACAGCUGCUAGGCGAGAAGUGAAUCAGCAGCUGGGUUCAGUUAUGGGAGAGCAGAUUGAGAUGCUAAAGGGACGGCAAUAA
Messenger RNA from Mercurialis annua (annual mercury), 2202 nucleotides. RefSeq lists its product as uncharacterized. The coding region runs from base 1 to 2202 and encodes 733 amino acids. The transcript is spliced from 7 exons. The record is from RefSeq and is a predicted model, not a curated record. NCBI's taxonomy places the organism in Eukaryota, Viridiplantae, Streptophyta, Magnoliopsida, Malpighiales, Euphorbiaceae.